AUGAAGAAAUUGGACGGGUAUUCAAUUAUGAUCGUCGGGAAGUACUUUGAGACUCAAGACGAUUUUAUUAAUGUCAUGGCUGUCUCGAAAAAGUUCAGGGAAUUGUGUGACAGAUAUCACUUCAAUCCAAUUUCACUCACACAAAAGACUCUCCAUUUGUUCGUGCGACUCCAGACCCUUUACUUGUAUACGAAACUCGACGAUUUUCUACAAGGAGUUAAUAACUAUGUAAUAUGCUACAGAGUCGACUAUAAAGAAUAUCUUGAUAUUAAAGGAAAGCACUUACACAAGAAUUUGAAAUUUCUUCAUAUCGAAUUUUCUAUGUACGACGAUCAACUCCCAUUUGACAGUUCGAAUGAAGUGAACCAAGUGGGGUAUUACGCAUUUUCGUGGUGUGUAGACAACAGAGUUGAGUUGAAGAAGAACAUCAAAAUGUUAUCUCCGCGAUCUUUUAGCGACUCGGGAAUCAAAGAAUUACUGAUCCACUCAAACAUCAAUUUCCUCCCUGUUUCGUGUUUUAAGAAUUGUUGCCUUUUAUCAAAAAUUGAGUUGCCAAAUACAAUUGGAGAGAUCAAAUCAUUUUGUUUCUCGAAUUGUGUUGCGUUGAGAACCAUUGAUAUUCCAGAAGGCGUUUCUUCUAUUGGGAUGUGUGCGUUUAAAGAGUGUAUUAGUCUCUCCCAAAUUCAGAUCCCAAAGACUCUCAAUACACUCAACGAAAGAGUUUUGUUCCACUGCGCGUCGUUGACGUGUGUCACACUACCAUCUGCACUCACUCGGAUCAAAACGGGGUGUUUCUCUGGGUGUAGUAACUUGAGAAAAAUAGUGUUUAACCACAACAAUAAAAUAGAAUUUGCUGUACCGUUGUGGAUGAAAGAAGUGUUCGAAGGAAACGGAUUUGUUGUUCAAAAUGUGAAAUACACUAAAGAUGAUAGAAUUUUGAAUGGUAACUUAGUCCCAUUAGGAGUAACUGCGGUGGAAAAAUAUUGCUUCGCUGGAAUGCCAAGCUUAACUAAAGUCGUCUUCCCAGAGACUGUCACAAAGAUUGGCAAAGGGUGUUUCGCUUAUACAGACUACUUACAAAGUGUUGUCUUCCCGUCAUCACUCGUCAUCCUUGGUAAAAACUGUUUUACAGAAAAGGUAAGAAGUCUCUGGUAUUGGUGA
This is a messenger RNA of Entamoeba invadens IP1, 1161 nucleotides long. RefSeq lists its product as hypothetical. The transcript has a single exon. The coding region runs from base 1 to 1161 and encodes 386 amino acids. Lineage: Eukaryota; Evosea; Mastigamoebida; Endamoebidae. The record is from RefSeq and is a predicted model, not a curated record.